Messenger RNA from Felis catus (domestic cat), 3024 nucleotides. It is a transcript of the gene BSDC1, whose product is annotated as BSD domain containing 1. Gene Ontology annotation, cellular component: cytoplasm. The transcript is spliced from 11 exons. The record is from RefSeq and is a predicted model, not a curated record. The coding region runs from base 220 to 1506 and encodes 428 amino acids. NCBI's taxonomy places the organism in Eukaryota, Metazoa, Chordata, Mammalia, Carnivora, Felidae.
ACUGGACGGAGCUCAAGGAGGCGGGGCCCAGUAGUGGACCGGAGCGGAGAUUGGGCUGGGGGCGGUGUCAGCGCGAGGAUUGGGCCGAGCGCUCCGGGGCGGUGCCUGAGGGGGCGGUGCCGUGUCGGAAGUCAGAGGGAGGACGUGGGAUGGUGGCGGAGCUGGCUGCAGCAGAGCUACCAGGCAGUCAAGGAGAAGUCCUCCGAAGCCUUGGAGUUCAUGAAGCGAGACCUGACAGAGUUCACCCAGGUGGUCCAGCAUGACACGGCCUGCACCAUUGCAGCCACGGCCAGUGUGGUCAAGGAGAAGCUAGCUACUGAAGGCUCCUCGGGGGCAACAGAGAAGAUGAAGAAGGGGUUGUCUGACUUCCUAGGGGUGAUCUCCGACACCUUCGCUCCCUCACCAGACAAGACCAUAGACUGCGAUGUCAUCACCCUGAUGGGCACACCCUCUGGCACAGCUGAGCCCUAUGAUGGCACCAAGGCUCGCCUCUACAGCCUGCAGUCAGACCCGGCAACCUACUGCAAUGAACCAGAUGGGCCCCCGGAAUUGUUUGACGCCUGGCUUUCCCAGUUCUGCUUGGAGGAGAAGAAGGGGGAGAUCUCAGAGCUCCUUGUAGGCAGCCCCUCCAUCCGGGCCCUCUACACCAAGAUGGUCCCAGCAGCUGUUUCCCAUUCAGAAUUCUGGCAUCGGUAUUUCUAUAAAGUCCAUCAACUAGAGCAGGAGCAGGCCCGGAGGGAUGCCCUGAAGCAACGGGCAGAACAGAGCAUCUCUGAAGAGCCUGGCUGGGAGGAGGAAGAAGAGGAGCUUGUGAGCGACUCACCCACCUCUGCAAAAGAGGCAAAGGUUCCUGUGGCCAAAACCUCCACAUCCCCUGAAGGAGGACCUGGCCCCCUGAGCCCCUGUGAAGAGAAUCUGAUGACUCCGGCCGAGCCUCCAACAGAGGUGACUCCCUCAGAGAGCAGUGAGAGCAUCUCCCCCGUGACCCAGAUCGCCAAACCUGCCACUGCAGCUGAGGCACCCGUGUUGCCCAAGGACCUGUCCCAGAAGCUGCUAGAGGCAUCUUUGGAGGAACAGGGCCUGGCUGUGGAUGUGGGUGAGACUGGACCCCCGCCCCCAGCUCAGUUCAAGCCCCACACCCCUGCUGGCCGCCCCAGUGGCCCAGAGCCUAGGCCUCCAGCCAGAGUAGAGACUCUGAGGGAGGAGGUACUCACAGACUUACGGGUGUUUGAGCUGAACUCGGACAGUGGGAAGUCUACGCCCUCUAACAAUGGAAAGAAAGGCCCUUUUGAAGAGUGCCAUAACCCCCAGCUACAACCUGCUCAUACGUACCCCUUCCCACCUUUGACACUGUGGAUCAUGGUUCCAGGCUCAAGCACAGACAUCAGUGAGGACUGGGAGAAGGACUUUGACUUGGACAUGACUGAAGAAGAAGUACAGAUGGCACUCUCCAAAGUGGAUGCCUCUGGGGAGCUGGAAGAUGUAGAGUGGGAGGACUGGGAAUGAGGGGCCAGAGCGCGCAGCUCCCCCACUCACAGAACCUCCCACCCCCUCGCUCACCUCAGCCCAGCCCUGGAAGACACUGACUGAGAAUGUCCCCCCAAUGGCUUCUGUCAACCAGACCUCUGGGUGGCUCUUUACUGGUCUUUUGGGCCUCUGCUUACAUCUGGGAAGGGGCUCACUGAAUCCAAACCAGGAACUCUGACUUGUGCCAACCAUAGGAUGACUCAAAGGGGAGGAGCCCUACCCCCCUCACCAGAAGAGCCUACAUUUCUCUGCUGAACGCCCACUGUUCUUGGGGACUCUUGCUGGGAAGUCCCAAGGGGUAACUCUAGCCCUUCUAUCUGUGCAGGACCUAGGUACCAGUCUCUUGGAGGAAGCUGAGAGAACACUCUGUCCACCCAAAAGUAGGCAAGGAGGGCCAUCCCACCUGUCCUAGCUAGACAGGGAUGGCAAGCACAUUUUGGUUCCUAUCCCAGUGAGUGAGAGGCAUUCGUCUCUGGGAAAUUUGCCUCUCUUGGGAAUCUCCCCUUCCCAGGCAUUUUCCAUUCCCAGAAAGGUUCCUUGUGGUUCCAAAUCUAGAGACCAAACCCCAAGUUCCCACCUCUUCCCUUUCGUCCAGCCCAGGCUGGUAUGUCCCCAAUGCCUCUCCCAGGGCUUCUUCAUGUCAGAUGCACCCAAGUCCUUAGCCCAGCUGUGCCACCUGCAAGAGUCUGCUCUUGCAUUUCUUCCCCUCCCCAAGAAGGGAGGGGGUCACUUCAGGCCCUUCUGUGCAUUGCCUGGCGGGAUACCUUGUCCAACCAGCUACCCACCUCGACCCCCCUGUAGCUUAGGACACAAGCCAGCUACCGGCGGUACAGAGCAGCGAUCAAAGCUGAGUCCUUACAACUCUGGUAAGCCCAACUUCUCCACCUCAGCCCUUCUGCUGCUUGAAGGGAUAUGCUGGGGGUGAACUUCUUGAGACUCUUAUCAGGCUUCUGCAAAAGCUCUUCUUCCUGAAGACAGACCCGGUCUUUGUGGCUCUCACCCUUUGCUCUGGUAAAGCUAUUCCUCUCUUGGAGGACUGAGGGGCUGCAGGAAUCCCUGGAGACCCUGGUGCUUCAUGAUGCUGCUCUGGUGAUUCUUGUACAUAAUCUGGUGUAUUCACCAAUGAUUUAAAGGGAUUGUGGUCAGGUACGCCAAGAGAGUGGUGGUCAGUUCCACUUGAAACCUUCAGUGAGGGGGGUGGGAUGGAGAGAAUCUUUUUUUUUUUUUUUUUUUUUGAUGGGAUGGGGUUUUUCUCUUUGUAAUUAUUUCUUUAGUUUAAUUAACUUUUUGGUUGUUUGUGCAAUAUUAUAUAUUUUAAAUUAUAAUGCAUCUCCCCAGAGUAUUUUGUAGCCAGGGAAAGAAAAAAGGAAAACAAACAAACAAAAAAAAAAGAUUCUAACAGCUGUUAGUUUUGUAAUUAAAAAAGAAAGAAAAAAGAACUUUGUCCUGAACCUUUUCCAGACUUGCCGUUAACAGCAUUAAAGAGAUUCAACAGAA